This is a messenger RNA of Jatropha curcas, 1015 nucleotides long. Its product is annotated as pathogenesis-related protein PR-1. NCBI's taxonomy places the organism in Eukaryota, Viridiplantae, Streptophyta, Magnoliopsida, Malpighiales, Euphorbiaceae. Gene Ontology annotation, cellular component: extracellular region. The record is from RefSeq and is a predicted model, not a curated record.
UUGUCCCCCACAAAAACAAUGUGGCAAUCAUAAUCGAACAUGGGUGCCACCCCAUAUAUUUGACACUUUAUACCCUCUUCUAAUCCAACUACUCCUCAAUUUCUCAUAAUUAUAAAUGUAAAUUCUCCCUUCUGCAACUGCAAUAUCACCUUCUAACUUAAAUUUUAACUCCAAAAAUGGAUACUUCUUCCUGUGCUACUCUCACCUUUAUUUUCCUCCUCCUCAUAUCAAGAACCGCAGAAUCCACCAUUGUUAAGCAAAGAAUUAGAUAUCUCAGCAUUGCAAGCCAAUUCUUAGCUCCGCAAAAUGCUGCGCGCAGAGCACUGCGUAUGCCACCAUUAAUGUGGGAUACAAGGCUGGCGCGCUACGCGCAGUGGUAUGCUAAUCAAAGGCGGAAGGAUUGUGACUUGAGGCACUCAAAUGGGCCUUAUGGGGAGAAUAUUUUUUGGGGGAGUGGCACCGGGUGGAGUCCAGCGGAGGCAGUCACUGCAUGGGUAGCGGAGAGGAAAUGGUAUAACUAUUGGUCUAAUUCUUGUAAUGGAGAUCAAGAAUGUGGACAUUAUACGCAAAUUGUUUGGAGAAGAACAACGAGAGUUGGUUGUGCCAGAGUUAAUUGUUUUGGUGGUAGAGGAGUUUUUAUGACUUGCAAUUAUGAUCCUCCUGGCAACUACAUAGGAGAGAGGCCUUAUUAAUGAAAUUUUGCAAGUUGUUCUUUUUUUCUUUUUUUAGAAUAUGAUAUUUUAAUAAUAUAUAUAUAGAUUGUUCUGGUGAAUUAAUGUCGUGAUGUGAGUUCUUCUUUUCUGUCGAAAUCAGUUUCCCUGAAAGAAAAAUAAAGAAGAAGAAAGAAGAAAACCUUAUAAGCGGUGCGGUGCUGUGCUGCUGCUAUUUCUAGUAUAUAUCCAGUAAAGUAAGUAUUUAUGUCUAUGGCUUUUCUUGAUAGAAACUAAUCUCCAAGUUGUAAUCUUUUGCUUCAUUUCUUUGCGAGGAAAAAACAAAUUCAUAGAAACAUUGCAAA